This is a messenger RNA of Dentiscutata heterogama, 2434 nucleotides long. The record is from the annotation of a GenBank genome assembly. NCBI's taxonomy places the organism in Eukaryota, Fungi, Glomeromycota, Glomeromycetes, Diversisporales, Gigasporaceae.
UGGUCAGGCUAAUAAAGAAGAAUCUCAUAACGAAACAAUAAAUCCUUCAAAACCACCUAAUUGUGAUGGUUUAGUUAUUGAUCAUGCCAAUAAAGAAGAAUUUUAUAUGGAAGCAAUAAAUCCUUUAAAACCGACUGACUGUGAUGAUUUAGUCAGUGAUCAUGCUAAUAAAGAAGAAUUUCAUAAUGAAGCAACAAAUCCUUCAAAAUUGCCCGAUUGUGAUGAUUUAGUCAGUGAUCAUGCCAAUGAAGAAUUUCAUAGUGAAGCAACAAAUCCUUCAAUAUCACCCGAUUGUGAAACGAUAUAUGAUUCAAUUAGUGGUCAGCCUAACAAAGAAUUUCAUAACGACCGUUUAAAACCGCCCAGUUAUGAAACGAUAUAUAAACCAGAUAUUAAAUAUUCCGAAUUAACCGAUCUUAGACCGUUUGAAUCAGGAGGUUUUGGAGUUGUUUAUAAAGGACAAUGGAACGGAUUAUGCGUAGCAGCAAAAUUUGUUAAACGUGGAGGUUCUUCUACAGAAUUGAAUAAUAAAGAUUUUAAUCGCGAGUUGGAUGCCUUAAGGAAAUCUAAGGAUUGUAAAGAGCAUAUUAUCCAAUUCUAUGGAUUGUCCCAAGCAAAAUCUUCAAAGUUCGUUUAUUUAAGGUUAGGGUUAACAUAUAGACUAAAGAUUGCCUUGUAUCCUGAAUCGAGAAAUUAUAUUUUGGUCAUGCAAUUUGCAGAGAAUGGCACUCUAAAUGAUUAUCUAAAGGAACAAAAAGAGCAGCUAAGCUUAAAAAGAAAACUUUAUUUAAAUCAAGCUAUUCUUAAAGGGUUAAAAUUCUUGCAUGAUCUGAAUAUAGUGCACAGAGAUUUGCUUAUUGAAAAAGAUCCUGGACGAUCCUGUACGGAAGAAGAUAUUCUGCUCUACACGGAAAAGGAUAUUCCGUUAACAGAAUCUCCACUACAAUGUUCUACUAUUCUGUCAAAUAAUACUACACAAAUGCAAUUACCUCUGAUUUCGAAAGAUAUGUUUUUAUCAUUUUUUGAAAGAGUUCAUCACCUAAAAAGAACAUGGGUACCAGUUAACAUGCAACUUAAUAAAACAAUGUGUAGAAAAUUAGGUCAAUGCAUUAUUGACGCUGAACACAUUACUUGUUCGCUUGAAAAUCAAUUUGACAUUAACGCUGAUGAUCCAUUUAUAACAUUAGAGAAUUAUUUAUCAUUUAAAGCUUUUUUACGAAAUUUACAGAGCAUCAAAAAUUUUAUUGAAAAUAUUUCUCAAAUUGGGGGGUUAAAAUCUUUUAUUCGUGUGACUGAUUCGAAAAUUUCAUUGAAUCAACUAAAAAAUUGGUAUAUUAAAUUACUUAAAGAGUUUAGUGAAUCCAUGUCGUCUCUCAAUUUCGAGUGUCGAAUCGAUAAACAAGUUUUAGAUAUCAACAAGGAAAUUGAUUAUGAUAUUGAAGAAACAAUCAAGUUUAUCGAAGCACUUCAACACAAUUUUGAUGAAGUCGAUUCCAUAUUUGAAUUUAUUGAUCAGAUAAAUGCCAAUAUUAAGAAUGUUUCUAUUAAUGAUGAUUUAUUUUAUAACCAAUCAAUGGGGUCUAUAAUGGAAUUUAAAGAUAGAGGCAUUCAAAAAGCAAAUGAUGGUAGCAUCAUAAUCAUAAGACAGUUUGAGUUUCAUCAAGAUGAAAAGAAUGAUAUAUUUGUUCAAGUUGCACUUUUAAAAGCUUUAAAAGAUUUAGUGAACAUAGCCAAAUUUUAUGGAAUCAUACAAGACACAUCAUCUCUUAACUCAAGAUAUGUGAUCACAGAAUGGUCAGAUCAUGGCAGUUUAAGGGAAUAUUAUGUGAAGCAUAAACCUCUGGAUCUUUUGACUAAGUUAAUAUUUGCAUUUGACAUAUGCAAUGGAUUGGUGUUUCUAAAUGCAGUAAAUUUUCUACAUCGAGAUAUUAGGCCUGAAAAUAUAUUGAUUUCUGGUGCAAGAAAUCUUAAGGCCAAAAUUACAAACUUUUUUCAUGGUCGAUUAAUGACAGAUGAAACGAAAAAUGUCGGUGUUGGGCCCGGAAUCAGAUACAUAGCACCAGAAAUAUUAAAACGAAAUACACGCACUCAUACUCGUUCAUCUCAUCCAACUGACAUUCACGAAAAACAUAAAAUAAAAUACGAUUUCAAUUGUGAAACUUAUAGCUUUGGAGUGGUUCUUUGGGAACUUGCAAAUGAAAAAAUUCCAUUUGAUAAUUAUGAUGUUCACUUUAUAAAAAAUAAAAUCAAUCAUAAAAACCACCAAUGGAAUUUUGAUAAUUCUAUACCAAAAGAAUAUAUUGAAAUCAGUAAAAAAGCGCUUAAUUAUACACCAAGCGACCGUCCAACGAUAUGCAAUAUUCUCAAAGUCUUAUAUAACCUAGUAAAUGAUGCAAGGAAGAUUCCGAAAGUGAUCGUUUCGAAUUAUAAUUAA